AUGUCCAGUAAAGUGGCUGACGUCAAGCAGGCUAUCGACACAUCUGGACGAGGUUACUGCCAAGCCCCAGGGGUACGCCAAGCCUCGAUCCAACUCUUCGGUCUCUACGUCGGCUUCGUCCCGUUCUACCACCAGUCUCACGUCGAAUUUGAAGACCAAGUGACGAUGCGACAACUACUCGAGCCAUUGACGACGAAUCAGACCCAAAAGCUAAAGACGUUCGUCGCGUUGAUCGAACGCUCGAACCAAGUCCAGCAAGGGCUGGAUCGCCUUUGGUCACGCUGUGCCAUCCCGUCGUCGAACGCCCAAGAUCACUGCGAGAACUUCAUGAAGCAGCUUGUGGAACAAGCUGACCGUGGUGGUCUGACCGACAACGAACGCAAGUCCCUUCUUGGUCUGAAGCUCUCGGCCGACAAGACUCCCGCUACCCUGAACGCCUGGUGGAUCGCUUACUCCAAGACGAAAGGCGGUGACCACGAUAGCUUUGUGGACCAGUUAGGCAGUAGCAUUCCUCGCGACUAUAUGGACAACCUGAGCGCUCCAUGGCCGAACCCGUCAAACGUUUACCGAGCGUCCACAAUCUUCCUGUCCCAAUCCGACUCGUUCACGUCGAGACGAGUUUCAUUCACGACCAGACAAGUCGAGCCUGCAGCCCAUGAUUCCUUUGACUCGACUCCACAUGGAGCACCCAGGAGGGUCCUCACUCAAAUUGGGGCCCCCAACAUCGUCUGCCAAACUCACAUUGUGGAGUUCAGUAUCGACACAAGCGAUGCGCAAGCGAUCCGAAACGCCGCAUACCGCUCGUCCAAGGCUAAAAGCGACAUCAUGGAGGCCGAACUAAACCAGUACCUAGACCUAUUCUCUAAUCAGUCUGUCCAAGAGCCCCGGGGCCUCGUCACAUUCAAGGACGCGUAUCCGAUGCCCCGUAUCGACGACCUUCUGGGCGUACUCGGACGAGACAAACUAUUCUCUAUCAUGGACAUCGCGUCUGGAUACUGGAACGUCCAGAUGAUGUCCCCGGGAAGCAUUGAGAAGACUGCAUUUACAUGCAACGAAGAAUUCGGUCCACAUCUGGUCCCACUCACCCAAGUCUUGGCCAAGUUCAGAAAAGCUGGCUUCAAGCUCAAGAUGUCCAAAUGCAAAUAG
This is a messenger RNA of Aphanomyces astaci, 1146 nucleotides long. RefSeq lists its product as hypothetical. The transcript has 7 exons. The record is from RefSeq and is a predicted model, not a curated record. The coding region runs from base 1 to 1146 and encodes 381 amino acids. NCBI's taxonomy places the organism in Eukaryota, Oomycota, Saprolegniomycetes, Saprolegniales, Verrucalvaceae.